AUGGCGACCACUACCACUUGGGACGCGAUAGUCUUCGUCGUCACUUACGCGCUCGCGGUCUUUGUCACCAUUGUUGAUGCUCAGUCCUGUGGAAACAUGACCACAACUGUUUCAGUCUUCAAAACCAUCACCGAGACCAUCUCCUUGGUCUCUGGCCCGAUGACUGUUACCAUGACUGAGUCCUUCGAUGGCUUCAACUUCACUCACGUCUCUGGCACCACCUACCCUGGAAUCACUGCUACUACAGCCACGGUCACAGACACAAUCACUGUCAGAAAUGAGACCAGCUCCCAGUCCACUUCAGCUGUUGAUUCUGUUCACUCCGGUUCUGCCACUACCUUGACAAGUACCACUAAGAUCACUUCUUAUGUCAACAGUACUGUCUCUGCUACCGGUCCUGCCGUCUCCAGCGGUGCGAGUGGAAACAUCACGCGUGCAUCUGUCCCCGGCUCUCUCACUUUGACAUUCCCACUCGUCACUGCUAGUCCGCCUUGUGCUUCGGGUCUCCCGAAUGCCACCUGCGGUGAUGGGAGCUUCAUUUCAGUCGCCGGGUCUUCGACUCACAACUUGACUUCCCUCUUCACCGUGACCAGCACCGCACACCUUGGCACCAUCACGUCGGUUGCUCUGCCCACGACUGUUGUGAACACUUCGAAGCCAUUCUUCGUCAACGGGACUUUCGAGACUAGCUUCCCUUUUUCGGCCCCACCACUGUCGUCUGCCAUGAGUGUCGCAACGUCUGCCUUCGACAGCAUCACUGGGAACCAUACUGGUGGCAGCACAAGCACAAGCACUACCACAACCCUAACGACGCUCACAUUGCCAAAGACUUCUGCGACAGUUAGUGCUAUCAACUCCACACUGGAAACUGCCACACUGAUGGUCGCCACAACAACUACCACCACGACCGUCGAGCCAGUCAACCCGGUCUUGAGCCUAGCAACUUCCUUCUUCGGCAAUGCUUCAUUGAUUGCAACCAAGACUGCUACAAUGACUACCACCUCAACUGUUCAGCCCGUCAACUCAGUUUUGAGCCUAGCAUCUUCCUUCCUCGGCAAUGCUUCUUCAUUGAUUGCAACCAAGACUGUCGCUACCACAACCACUGCCACACCUCUCGAGACAGUUCUCAGCGCUGCUUCUUCCAUCCUCAGUGAGGCCACAUCGGAGAUUGCAACCAAGACCGCAAGUGCAGACGCUACCACCAUCACAGUCUACACUACCGUUGAGGCAACUGAGACUGCAAACAGUGCCGGCAUGACUUUCACAGUGACUGUCCCGGUUUAUGUCAAUACCACCACCACUUCUGUUGUUGAUAACACUGUGACUGCGAUUGACCGCUUUAACACAAGCGACACCAUUCCAAGCAAGGAAUCAGCAACAACAUUCUUGCCUUCUACAAUCCCUGUUGGUGUGCCCUUGUUGUCCGUUGUCAUGUCCAGCGAGAGCCAUAACACUAGCACCUCCACCGUCGCAAGCAACGUGUCAGUGUCGCUUCCUGUUGUGCCCACAUCGGCAUCUGGAUCUCAAGCAUCGUCAUCAGUCUCGCUCUACACUCCAGCCAUGACCGGCGCAGCAUCCUCGGUGCGCGUUCCCAGUAUCUUUGGUCUAGUCACCCGCUUCUUGAUGGUCCUCGACCUUGUCAAGCCAAAGACCUUCGUCAGAGCCGUGUCUGAACUCCUACCGCCUGAGCCAGUUACUGCUCCACCCCCACCCAGCAUGACCGCCACUCCUGGUGUCUCAGUCUCGGUCUCUAUUUCCAUCUCAACUGCACCGUGCAACUGCACCGGACGCUUGAAUGAGACCAGCAGCUUGACAGCGAACUCUACUGUCUGGUUGACCACCACAUUGCUGAGCACCUCGACCGUGACAGCUACCACGACGACCCAGGUUCCUGGUGCGCAUCCUGCUAACUCCUCAACGAUCACUACCGCAACCACGGUGCUGACGCCGCAUAUUCCUGGCGCGAGUCUUCCAACUGGGUCCGUUGUUGGUGUCACUAUCAGCUCUGCCACUCUUGUUGGGAACGUGACCUUGUCCUUGACCAAUACCACUACUGGCACAGUGAUCCCUGCCUCGGCCUCUGUGCCCCUGCACACCACCAUGCCGUUCCCCAACAUCACCAGCAGCACGGUAGCCAACGCCACGACCAUCACCGCCAACAGCAGCACAACCUUGCACCCGACCGUGACGAGCUUCUUGAGAACGCACACCACCGCCAGCGAGACCAGCACCCACACAUUCAGCCCAGUCACCACCAUCACGACGUCGUCAUCGUCCUCAACUUCUUCUUCGGUGACCCGUCUGACCGUGCACACCUUGACUGCGUUGUUGCUCCUCGCCGUCGCAGCCUGGUUCGUCUUGUGA
This is a messenger RNA of Cladophialophora immunda, 2364 nucleotides long. RefSeq lists its product as uncharacterized. The transcript is spliced from 4 exons. NCBI's taxonomy places the organism in Eukaryota, Fungi, Ascomycota, Eurotiomycetes, Chaetothyriales, Herpotrichiellaceae. Bases 1 to 2364 code for a protein of 787 amino acids. The record is from RefSeq and is a predicted model, not a curated record.